GCAUUUAAGGCCGAGCGCCCGGCGCAGAGCAGCAGAGGAGCGCUCGCUGCAAACACCAUCGCCUGCAUCCCACGGCUCCCGUCCUGCCCCCGCGAUGCUGCCCGCCACCUUCAAGCUCUGCGCUGCCAUCUCCCACCAGCACCUGCGCAACAUGACCGGGCUGAGAAGACAAGCUGCGGUGGCCAUCAGCCAGGAGCUGAGCAAGCUCGCCUGCCGCAGGACGGGACCCAGCUCGUGGAUCAACCAGGUUCGCAGGAGAAGCUCUUUGCUCAGCUCCAGGCUGGAGGAGAACCCCUUCAGCGAGAUGGAAAUGUCUUACAUCAAGCAAGGAGAGGAAGCCCUCCAGAAAUCGCUCAGCAUCCUUGGGGACCAGGACGGCUGGAAGACGGAGACGGUGGUGAGUAACGGCGACAAAGUGCUGAGCAAGGUGCUCCCAGAUGUGGGCAAGGUGUUCCGACUCGAGGUGGUGGUGGACCAGCCCCUGGAUGCGGUGUACAGCGAGCUGGUGGACAACAUGGAGCAGAUGGGAGACUGGAACCCCAACGUCAAGGAAGUCAAGAUCCUCCAGAAGAUCGGAAAGGACACGGUGAUCACCCACGAGAAGGCGGCCGCUACCCCCAGCAACAUUGUCGGGCCACGGGACUUUGUGAGCGUCCGGUGCUCCAAGAGACGCGGCUCCACCUGCGUCCUGGCCGGCAUGGCCACCAAAUACAGUGCUAUGCCGGAGCAGGACGGGUUUAUAAGAGCUGAGAACGGUCCCACCUGCAUGGUCCUGCGCCCACUGGCCGGCAGCCCCUCGCAGACCAAGCUAACGUGGCUCCUCAGCAUCGACCUGAAGGGUUGGCUGCCAAAGACCAUCAUCAACCAGGUCCUGUCCCAGACACAGGUCGACUUCGCCAACCACCUCCGGGGCCGCCUGGCCCGCACCAUGGCCAAGAGCUGCUGACAGCACAGUCCUGCAACGCCUCCUUCGGGGGAAAGCAGGGAGCCUUGUACCAGGGCAAUUAAUUACAGCCUCUGCUAAUUAGCCAAGGCCUCUAAUAAUUCACUAAUUAAUGAAGCUGUAUUUAUUGAAAUUAAUUAGUUAAGGAGAUUGAAAGGGCCCGACUGGGCCAGCGCAUGCUCAUUGUGAAAUGCAGGACUGGAAAAUUGAGCUCAGCCCUGCAUUUGCCCCACUUGAACAAGUGCUGGCCCAGUCAGGCCUCGGCAGUCUCCUGCACUAAUGAGCUUUGAUAUAAAUAAAGCUUUAAUUAAUAUCAUAGAAUCGUUAGGGUUGGAAGGGACCUUAAAGAUCAUCUGGUUCCAACCCCCUGUGCCAUGGGCAGGGACAUCCCACUGGAUCAGGUUGCCCAAGGCCCAUCUGACCUGGCCUUGAACCUCUCCAGGGAUGGGGCAGCCACAGCUUCCCUGGGCAACAUGGGCCAGUGUCUCAUCCCCCUCAUGGUGAAGAAAUUCUUCCUAAUUAGCUGUGUCUACUGUUAAAGGCCUUGUCUAAUUAAUUGUUGGGGAGGUCCCAGACUCCUGAUUGGGAAGGCAGGACCAGCACAUGCUCCUUGGGAUGACCACAGGACAACCUCAAGCUCCACUUCCCUCCUUUCCCCAAAACACAAAUACUCACUUCCCUGAAGAUUUUAUUCCCUCUCCCCCUGUAAAGCAGCUCUAAUUUAUUUUUCCUGUACAGACAGACAAAGCGUCAAAUUAUUUAUUCACUCCAGGCUCCGCAGCGGCGAACGCUG
Messenger RNA from Cuculus canorus (common cuckoo), 1736 nucleotides. It is a transcript of the gene STAR, whose product is annotated as steroidogenic acute regulatory protein. The record is from RefSeq and is a predicted model, not a curated record. The coding region runs from base 95 to 946 and encodes 283 amino acids. The transcript has 7 exons. Gene Ontology annotation, cellular component: mitochondrion; mitochondrial intermembrane space. Gene Ontology annotation, biological process: steroid biosynthetic process; regulation of steroid biosynthetic process; intracellular cholesterol transport. NCBI's taxonomy places the organism in Eukaryota, Metazoa, Chordata, Aves, Cuculiformes, Cuculidae. Gene Ontology annotation, molecular function: cholesterol transfer activity; cholesterol binding.